AUGAAGUUGCUCCCAGGUCAACCUCAAUUCCAUGAUACUGACAUGGAAAAAUUGGUUGUUUUGAUUUAUGUUGAUGACCUCAUAGUGAAGGGUGAUAAUAUUGAGGAAAUUAAUUCCCUCAAGCAUGCCCUCCAAGUUAGGUUUGCUCUUAAAGAUUUGGGAACUCUUAAGUAUUUUCUUGGCAUUGAAAUGGCCACAUCUUCGAAGGGGCUCUUUCUAAAUCAAAGGAAGUACAUUCUUAAUCUUCUAAAGGAUGCUGAUAUGGUGGAUUGUAAGCCUGGUCGAACUCCCCUUAACAGUAAACUCCAGCUCGACAUGCAAAGUGAGGCUCCCACCCAUCUCACUGACUAUCAAAAGUUAGUUGGGAAACUGAUUUAUCUCACAAUCACAUGUCCUGACAUUUCCUAUGUUGUGAGCAUUGCCAGUCAGUUCAUGCAUGCUCCCACCAUCGCUCAUUUACGCGUUGUUCAAAGAAUACUUCAUUAUCUCAAAGGCUAUUUUGGUCGAGGUAUAUUGAUGAAAAAGAAUGGUAACAUUGCCAUCAUGGGGUACACAAAUGCUGAUUGGGUUGGAAACUCUCUUGAUCGUAAGUCAACCACUGGAUUCUGCACAUUUAUGGGUGGCAAUUUGGUCACAUGGAGAAGUAAAAAACAAAGUGUCAUAGCUCAAUCAAUUGCUGAGGCUGAGUAUCGAGCAAUGGCAUCCACUGCUUGUGAGCUCAUUUGGCUAAAAGGUCUUCUCUAA
Messenger RNA from Malus domestica (apple), 744 nucleotides. RefSeq lists its product as uncharacterized. NCBI's taxonomy places the organism in Eukaryota, Viridiplantae, Streptophyta, Magnoliopsida, Rosales, Rosaceae. The record is from RefSeq and is a predicted model, not a curated record.